Messenger RNA from Hyalella azteca, 831 nucleotides. RefSeq names its product roundabout homolog 2. The coding region runs from base 1 to 831 and encodes 276 amino acids. NCBI's taxonomy places the organism in Eukaryota, Metazoa, Arthropoda, Malacostraca, Amphipoda, Hyalellidae. The transcript has 6 exons. The record is from RefSeq and is a predicted model, not a curated record.
AUGGCGGACAGCGGCUCGGCUGGCCAGUUCUGCCUCGAAGCCGAGGGUGGCGGACAGCGGCUCGGCUCGUACCGGUCGCCGCGCAUCACGGAGCACCCGACCGACAUGACCGUCCCCCGCAACGAGCCGGCGACACUGAACUGCAAGGCGGAGGGCAAGCCGGCACCCACCAUCCGCUGGUUCAAAGACGGACAGCUCGUCAGGACAUCACCGAGCGACCCGAAGAGCCAGCGCGUGCUGCUGCCCACGGGGUCUCUGUUCUUCCUGCGCGUGGUGCACAGCAAGAAGGAGGAUGACGCUGGCGUGUACUGGUGUGAGGCCUCCAGUGAUGUCGGCACCGUCAUCUCUAACAACGCCACGCUCGAGAUUGCCGUGCUGCGGGACGACUUCAGAGCUACCCCGGCGGACACGGUGGUGGCGGCUGGAGAGGUCGCGCUGCUCGAGUGCAUGCCGCCGCGGGGACAUCCGGAGCCGCUGGUGCGGUGGCGCAAGAACGGACAGGUCGUCAAUAUCCAGGCCUCGCACAGGCACGAGUUUGUGGACGAAGGCUCUGUGGUGAUCCGGGACGUGGAGCAGAGCGACGCUGGGCAGUACACGUGCGAGGCCUGGAACCUGGCGGGCAGCAAGACCACGCCGCCCAUCCAGCUCUCUGUCCACAUCAAGCCUGCGUUCAUCCGUGGGCCUCGCGACACCGUGACGCUCACGGAGCGGACGGUGGAGUUGGAGUGCGAGGUGUCCGGCGACCCGCCCCCCCUGGUGACCUGGCGCCGCCUCAGGGGGGACUUGCCCGAGCACCGGACCACAGUACUUGAGGACCACACGCUCAGGUGA